This is a messenger RNA of Camarhynchus parvulus, 1756 nucleotides long. RefSeq lists its product as uncharacterized. Bases 5 to 1201 code for a protein of 398 amino acids. Gene Ontology annotation, molecular function: DNA binding. The record is from RefSeq and is a predicted model, not a curated record. Lineage: Eukaryota; Metazoa; Chordata; Aves; Passeriformes; Thraupidae. The transcript has 6 exons.
CCUGAUGUCAGGCAAGCUGUACGUGCUCAUCAGCUGGCCCGACGGCAGCCGGGUCAUCAGCAUGGAGAACAUCAAGGAGCCCCGCAAGCCCUUCCACCUCUACACCGUGGGGGAGCAGGUCCUGGCCCGCUGCCCUGGCUUCAGUGGGCUCUACUGGGGUGUGGUGGAAGGCAUCAGUGAGCAUAAAGGUAUUUUGGAGAAGAAGCUGCUGGAAGAUCGACAGCUCCUGGAGAAGUUAAAAGAAGAACCAGCUGUCCACAGCAUGAUGCCGUCCCCACCAAAAAAAUCCAGGAAAACCUUUCCAAAAUGGACCCCAGGGAAUGCAUCCAGGAAACACCCCAGUGACAGGACCUAUCCUGCAAAGCCACUGCUGAGAGUGGCUGAGGCCAGCCUGCCCCACGAUGCCAGCAGCUCCUCCAUCCUCAAGGACAGGCGUGUCCUGGGAAGCGUGGCAGGGAGCCCCCGCUCGCUGGCAGCUCCCCCACACCCAGCCAGUGCCUUCACACCUCCCUCCACCUUCAUCACCAUGGCCAUGCCAGGGCCAGGCACUUCCCAGAGUGAAGAGGACAGGGCUGGUCCAGCUGCCAGAGAUUAUGUUGCCCUACCAAUGAAGAGGAAGUCAGAUGGCAUCUUGUCCCCGUGCCAGCAGCAGAUCUGUCUGAACAGCCGUGAGGAGCGAAAGAUCAAUGCUUUGCAAGAGAUGGAUGGCUUCGAGAGGGCUCACAAAAAUUUCAGUCCUGCUGAGGUGGAAAGGGUGGAGAAGAUGGAGCAGCUGGAAAGGAUGGUGUUGGAUCUCCAGCAGGACGUCCUCUCUCUGAAGAAGAAGGUGCAGAGGCUGGAAUCCCUGUCCUUCCAGGAGGAGCCGCACCGACAGCCGUGUGAGGUGGUGGAGCUCUUCAAUGGCUACACCAAAGAGCAGCUGAAAGAGACCAUCAGGUUUGACCAGAAAAUCAGCACAGCCUGCAAGACUCUGCUCUACAAACUCUUCACCUCUGACUACAUCCAGAGCCACUCCAUCACAGGGCGCAGGGGCAACACCUUCCGCGAGGCGAAGCCCAUGAUGGACGAACGCUGCAUCAAAAUCAUCAGGGUGCUGCUGAAGCAGAAGUUUGGGGAUCACCUCAGUGACACUGUGAUCACAGAGAAGAUCCAGAACGUGCAGAAAGCCCUGAGGCAGAAGUUUAAGACAGAAUGUCUCUGAGGUGUGGGGGAUUUGGUGUCUCCUCCUGCCAUUCCCUGCGUGUCCCUGAGCAGCUUUCCUAGGAGAGGUGAGCUGAGCAGCUGCUGCUCAGUAGAUUUCCCCCAGGGAGCCAGCCCAAGUAAAGCAUGUGCUAAACUCAGCUCAAACACUGCCAAACCUCUGCUUCCAUUAACUGAGCAGGAAUUGGGCUCAGCUUGGUCCAGUUUUUGCACUCUACAAAUUCCUUCCCAUCCAGUCUGUGUGCAAACCUCACUGUGGGUGCAUGGAAUCACCUCUGUGACUCUGAGGAUGUGCUCAAAGGCUUCAGGGCUCCAUUUGGGUCCAAGAAUGGGUCAGGAAGGUAGCUCUAUUCCACACUGCAGAAAUGUUGGCUUUGGGAUAGGGAAUCCAGCUGCAGACAGGCUGUGUCACCCAAUGCAGCUUCUCUCUGUCUGCCUCUGGUUGCUUGUUCUGCCUGUGGGACAAUAUUUACUCUUUCCUCACAGAGAAUGUCUUAUUUUCAGCAUUAACAAAAAGGCAGACUCAUUAAAGCAACAUCUUAAAACAUUCAGAAAA